AUGUCAGCACCCCCAGGCGUAAAUGCCCAGCUGCGCCAGAUCGUAUACUACCACCUCGACAACGGCUUCGCUGAAAACGCCCUGUUCUUUGCCGGCCGCCUGCACGCCCUCGACCCCCGCAGCCACGAUGCCGCGCACCUACUUGCCCUGUGCAACCUCCGUCUGGGGAGAUACAAGCAAGCCCUGGACGAUGCGCGGGCCAAGGGCAACCACACCCAGCAUCUAGGAUGCGCCUACGUCUUUGCCCAGGCCUGUCUCGCCCUCGGCCGCUACGAGCAGGGAGCCCAGGCGCUGGAGAAGAUGCGCAGUUCCUGGGCAGGGCGCAACCACUGGAACAAGCAUUCCGAGACCUCACGACGCCAUGUGCCCGACGCCGCCGCCUGCUACUGCAUGCUGGGAAAGCUGUACGCAGCCCACGGCGACUCCAAAAAGGCCAUUGAACACUUUGUCGCCGCGCUCAAGAUCAACUCCUUCAUGUGGGAUGCCUUCACCGGUCUCUGCGAUAUUGGCGCCGUCGUCCGCCCUCACAACAUCUUCAAAAUUACGCCCGACAUGCUCCCUCCCGCCUCCUCAUACAACCUUCAGCCUAGAAUGAAUGGCCGCAGCGCGCAGCCGCCUUCAUACAACGACGUCGAAAACCCCUUUGUCAACGGCCAAAACAUGCACGACGAGCACGCCAUGAUGGGCGAGGCUGGCGGCCCAGUCCAAAUGCGCCCCAUAACAUCAAGAGCCCGUACCAAGACAAACCCCGAGAGUGAUCAGACGGACAUUCCGCGGCCCGUGUACCAGAACGGACAUAAGAGAACCGUAUCUGGCCAUUCUCUGCAACAGCCACAGCCCCACUCACAAGCACCGCAGCAACCUCACUCCCAUUCACAACAGCAAUCGCAACCGUUCGAUCCCACAGCAGCUCCCCCACGGCGCAGUGUACGGCUGCUGAACUCCAUCACUCAGAUUCGGCCUUCAAGUAGCAGACCAGGCGGCACAUCAAGCAGAGACCUCGAGUCGAAAGAGCGGCGCGAGCUACGGAAAGCAAGGGCGGCAGCUCCCAAGCCACGCUCAGGGACAGGCUCGACUGUGGGCAGAGUUGUUAGUGGCAACAGGAAACCGCAUGUCGACAAUUCUGAGCCCUCAAAGCCGGAGAGACCACGGAGCGUGGCGGAGACGACUGUCGCACCGCCCCCAAGAAUGGGUCCGCCCGCAGAUACUUCACGGGACCGAGAUGUCUUGAGCUGGCUCCUGGACCUGCUCCUCAAGAUAGCUUCUGGAUACAGGCAUCUGAGUCGCUAUGAUGCAUCAAAGGCACUUGAGGCAUUUGGACUCGUGCCCAAGUCACAGCGGGAAACACCUUGGGUCCUGGCGCAGAUCGGCAAGGCCCACUAUGAGCGCACCCAUUACACAGACGCAGCCAGCACGUUUCGAAAGAUACGAGAACUGGCACCUGCUUCCUCAGAGCAUAUGGAAGUAUAUUCCAAUACGCUCUGGCAGCUCAGGGACGAGGUGGCCUUGGGUCAUCUUGCACACACGCUGAUGGAUCAAGAUCGUCUCUCUCCACAAGCUUGGUGUGCACUGGGUAAUGCAAGCUCUAUAAACGGGCAGCAUGACGAAGCCGUCAAAUGCUUCGCUCGAGCUACCCAGUUGGAUCCAAAGUUCGCCUAUGCUUUCACCCUCCAAGGUCAUGAGCAUGUCGCAAAUGAGGAGUUUGAUAAAGCCAUGGCGGCUUAUCGCAACGCCAUCAGUGCCGAUAACAGGCACUACAACGGUUGGUACGGUCUUGGAAACGUCUACGAGCGUCUGGGCAAGUACGAAGUGGCUGAGAAGCACUAUCGGGCAGCGGCGGAGAUCAACCAGAACAACGCCAUGCUCCUUGUUCGGAUAGGCUUGGUUCUGGACCGCAUGAAGAAGACUGAGCCCGCAUUGCUGCAGUUCGAAAACGCGAUCAAGAUCGAACCACGCUCCGUUAUGGCACGCUUCCGCAAAUCGCAAGUCCUGCUGAAGUUGAACGCGCCGCAAGAGGCCCUACACGAGCUUCUCUACCUGAAAGACGCUGCUCCAGACGACCCCAACAUACAUUUUCUGCUAGGUAGGUGUUACAAGAAGUUGCGAGACCGCGCGAGCGCCAUCCGCCACCUCACGAUAGCCAUGAAUCUGGACCCGAAGAGCCACGGCGUCAUCAAGGAAGUCAUGGAAAGUAUCGAUCAAGAAGACGAUGGCGCGUGGAGCAGCGAAGACGAACAUUAA
Alternaria incomplexa is the source of this 2241-nucleotide messenger RNA. RefSeq lists its product as uncharacterized. Gene Ontology annotation, molecular function: protein binding. The transcript is spliced from 3 exons. NCBI's taxonomy places the organism in Eukaryota, Fungi, Ascomycota, Dothideomycetes, Pleosporales, Pleosporaceae. The record is from RefSeq and is a predicted model, not a curated record. The coding region runs from base 1 to 2241 and encodes 746 amino acids. Gene Ontology annotation, biological process: cell division.